Molecule: messenger RNA, 1371 nt
Organism: Suillus subalutaceus
Lineage: Eukaryota; Fungi; Basidiomycota; Agaricomycetes; Boletales; Suillaceae
Exons: 9
Coding region: 112-1371 (419 amino acids)
Molecular function (GO): nucleotide binding
Source: RefSeq, a predicted model, not a curated record
CCGGUCCGUUGAGGGCUGUUAGUAUCAUGGGAUCCCCGGGCGCCCCGCCUUCCUAUAGGUAUAUAAACUGGCUGCAAGAGAAACAAGUCAACAUUAGCUUUGACAGGAAUCAUGUCACUUUUCACACUUCGCUGGGGCAUCAUCUCCACGGGUUGGAUCGCAGAACAAGUUGUUUCGGAUUUGCUUGUUGAUCCUACCACGUACGAGCUCACGAGUUUCCUCAGGCGUGGUACCAAUGAUGUGGUGCACAAAGUGACUGCUGUAGGCUCCCGAAGCGUCGAGAAGGCACAGAAGUUUAUCAAUGAGUUUGUAAAUGGUGACAAGACCGUAAAAGCGUAUGGAACGUAUGACGAGGUCUAUGCAGAUAAGAAUGUAGACGCUAUUUACAUAGGCACACCCCACACGUACCAUUACACAAACGCUUUGGAUGCGCUCAAGGCAAAAAAGCAUGUACUAUGCGAGAAACCAGUGACCUGCAACGCUGCCGAACUGCGUUCACUCAUCGCAACGGCGAAAGAGAAUGGGGUUUUCUUCAUGGAAGCACUAUGGACGCGUUUCCAGCCACUCGCAAAGGAAGUCAAAGAGCUCAUUGACUCCGGCACACUUGGCCUGCCUGUGGUUGUCCAUGCUGAUUUCUCCGUCGACUUUGGCAUUGACAAAUUGCCCCUGACUCACCGCAUGCUCGAUCCCAAGCUCGGUGGGGGUGCGAUUCUUGACCUUGGUCCGUAUCCUCUAAUCUGGACGAUUCUUGCUCUCUACGAGCACCCCGCCAAUAAGCGCACGAAGCCUUCAAACGUCACCGGUACAAUGUACAAAACACCGAUCACGGGAGUCGACUGCAACACGUCAUACAUCAUCACCUUCUCUCCCAACUCCAGUACAGGCUCUACUCUCGCCGCACAGGCAAUCCUGAGCUGUAGUAUGAACGUAGCGUCCCACAACCCAGGCGUUACCAUCCGCUUUGAGAAAGGGACUAUCAUGAUCGACGCGCCGGUACCUUGUCCACUCAGGUAUACCGUGCAAUACUUCCAAGAGGGUAAGCCAGGCGAAAUCGCGCGCGAGGAUACCCGGACGUUUGAGUACGUCGGUUCGGGCUGGCAUUUCCAGGCCGAUGAGGUUGCACGAUGUGUCAGGGACGGAAAGCUUGAGAGUGAGCUGUGGAGUCAUGACAAGAGCAUUUUAGAAAUGGAAGUUUUCGAUGAGGCGAGUUUGCAUCGCUGGGUUCGCCACCAGGGAGGCUACAAAUUCCCUGACGGUAUUGAGAAGGUGCUACUCCCUGUGCGCUGUGGGCAGGGGGGGCCCAUGAAUUUCAGUAGGGGAAAACAUCGAAAGACAAUAUUGAGGCUCGUGGGUUUAGUGUCCAAACACUGA